Vollenhovia emeryi is the source of this 528-nucleotide messenger RNA. RefSeq lists its product as uncharacterized. The record is from RefSeq and is a predicted model, not a curated record. Lineage: Eukaryota; Metazoa; Arthropoda; Insecta; Hymenoptera; Formicidae. The coding region runs from base 1 to 528 and encodes 175 amino acids. The transcript has a single exon.
AUGCGCGUCGUCUUCAACGGAUCUCAGCGCACCACCUCCGGUGAGUCGUUAAAUUCGAACUUGCUUACCGGCGCCAACUUGCUGCCGAACCUCGCAGACGUACUGAUGCGCUGGCGCUGGCACCGCUACGCGCUUGUGGCUGACAUCGAGAAGACGUACCGCCAAAUUCUGGUUGCCCUCGAAGAUCAAGAUUUCCAGCGAAUCUUCUGGAGGCACUCAACUGCUGAUACAAUGCGCGAGUUUCGCUUGAAUACAGUCACCUAUGGCCUCGCGUGCGCGCCGUUUCUGGCCAUCCGCACUCUCCAAAAACUCGCUGCCGACGAAGAAGACCGAUUUCCGCUCGGCGCGGCCGCCUUGCGCCGCGAUUGCUAUGUUGACGACAUCGUCACCGGAGCGCACGAAAGGUUCAACGCAAUCGCGGUGCAGUGCGAGCUCCAACAGCUUUGCAUGACGGCGGGUUCCCACUCAGAAAGUGGGCCGCGAACUGCCCCAAAAUUCUUGCCGGAAUCCCACCCGAACACCACCUGA